Xiphophorus maculatus (southern platyfish) is the source of this 2165-nucleotide messenger RNA. RefSeq names its product G protein-coupled receptor 157 (gene gpr157). NCBI's taxonomy places the organism in Eukaryota, Metazoa, Chordata, Actinopteri, Cyprinodontiformes, Poeciliidae. The coding region runs from base 193 to 1200 and encodes 335 amino acids. Gene Ontology annotation, cellular component: plasma membrane. Gene Ontology annotation, biological process: adenylate cyclase-activating G protein-coupled receptor signaling pathway; cell surface receptor signaling pathway. The record is from RefSeq and is a predicted model, not a curated record. Gene Ontology annotation, molecular function: G protein-coupled receptor activity; cAMP binding. The transcript has 4 exons.
ACAGUAGGCGUGCGGGGAGGGAGGGCUUAGACGCUGGGCGAAAAAGUUUUGUUUGCCUCGUCUGGACUGGAAGUUUUAAACUUACACUGCCUUCGAGGGAAAUCAUGAUCACAUCUAGCGCUAAUCUGCUGCUGCUGCUCCCAGAAGUGUUUGGCCAAAGUCUGAUCUAGCAGCCAGUUUUCGCUGUAAACUAUGGCCAGCGGGAACCAGACAGAGGUGUAUUUGUCAGAGCGGGUGGUGGUGCUGUGUACCUGCGCGCUGUCCGUCCUGGGCUCCUCUCUCAUCAUCCUCACACACAUUAUCUGGACGGACCUGAGGACCACCCCGCGGAGGCUGCUGGUGUUCCUCUCGGUGACCGACUGGCUGUCGGCCGUCUCCUACGCCUUCGGAGUCUGGAGCGUUUUCCGCAGCGACUCGACCGAGUGCGUCGCUCAGGGAGCCAUAUCCACUUUCUCGAACACCAGCAGUUUCUUCUGGACCGUGUCCAUCGCCGUGUACCUCUACGUCUUCAUCGUCAGGUCGAGCCAGAGGGUCGCCGACAGCCUGGUAGUGCUCUUCCACCUGGUCAGCUGGGGCGUUCCUCUGGUCAUCACUGUCACCGCUGUGUGCCUCAACAAGAUCGGCUACGAUGCAUCGGAGGUGUCUGUGGGCUGGUGCUGGGUCAGGAUCGAGGCUCCGGAUCGGGUCUUGUGGAUGCUGCUGACUGGAAAGAUCUGGGAGUUGCUGGCCUACCUCACUCUUCCUGUGCUCUAUAUCUUGAUUAAGAGGCAUAUCCACAGAGCGCAUGCGGCCCUGUCAGAAUACCGUCCCAUCUUGGCCACCAGACCUCCGUCGCAGUCCUUCUCCUCCAUGGCAGAUGUCAAGCUAACUCUCAUCCCCAUCAUCUUCAUCGUCCUGCGCAUCUGGAGCACGGUGCGCUUCAUGCUGCUGCUGGCUAACUCUCCGGUCAGACAGAACCCGGUGUUGGUCACACUACACGGUAUCGGUAACACGUCUCAGGGAGCAGCCAACUGCGUCAUGUUUGUGUUCUUUACUCAGCCCAUCCGCUCUCGUCUCUGCACUACGCUCUGUUGCUGCUGCUCCAACUGUCGAGCCGAGGCGCCGCACUUGGACGGUACCCCACAGCGGCACCAGGCGAGACGGGACUCGAGAGGAGAAGAAGAAAAGGACGGUGCCAGUGGAGUGCAGCGGGAGAGAUGAUGCCUCGCUCUGUGACCAGUGAAACCGGGCUGAACCGCUGAGGUGAAGGAAGCGGUUGAGCAGGAAAGCCUUAUGAGAGCGCGGGAUGGAGAUGCUGCAGAUGCAUUGUCUAGGUUACAUACUUGCACUCUGGGUGUUGGGUUGAUGCUACCUGAAUUACACUGAUACUUACCUGAGCACUUGAUGACUUCUUAAAAUGAUGUGUCACUUAUGGUUCUUCUGCUAUGUCUCUUGAGUCUGUUACACCAAAUGAAGGACAAGUUACUGUAGCACCUCUGUUUAUCAUGUACUGUAACAAAGUUACCACUGUGAAGUAACGGUUGGGCAAUCUUCAUAUUUUGUCCAACUGAUUGUGCUUCCAAAUGACAUAAAAGAAGAUAAUCUGCCAAAACAUCUUUACUCUGUUGAUGUCACUGAUUAGAAGGUUUCGCAUUACUCCAAAUGUGCCUGCUGGACUUGAAAUGUUGUUUCCUCUUAUUUUAAAAUGUCUUAUUCCAGUCCUGCAGCAGGAUGUUCGGUACUGUAUUUCCAUACUGGUGUGUGCUUAAUCUAUGUUCAACUAAAUGUUUCUGCAACCAGAAAAACUAUGUUGGAAUGUGAAAUGAAACUAAGAUCAGUAUAGUGGGUUAGCAUGGGUGAACUGAAUAUAAUACAGAUGUAUCUGAUGCUAUCAUGAUGCCAGCAGAUGUUGCAACAUGUCCUAGUUUAAUAACUCAUUGUAAGGAUUUAGAAACUUUGAAGUCCAACUCAUGAUGUUGUAACUGUGCUGUUUUCUAACUUUUGUUCAGAAUUAAGCUGUGGAAUAUUUUAGGGUCUCCUCCGCUUUUACUUUUUGUUUUUCCCUGAGACAAAUCGGAUAUGUUCUCUGGCCAGUUUAACAUCUACACUCCUAUUGUUGCUUUGUACAGUGUAAUUUGCAGUGUAGAAAAACGAAAUAACAUCUUCCUUAAAGAACUUUAUUUCUA